Messenger RNA from Hibiscus syriacus, 878 nucleotides. RefSeq lists its product as uncharacterized. The transcript is spliced from 7 exons. The coding region runs from base 137 to 610 and encodes 157 amino acids. NCBI's taxonomy places the organism in Eukaryota, Viridiplantae, Streptophyta, Magnoliopsida, Malvales, Malvaceae. The record is from RefSeq and is a predicted model, not a curated record.
AAACGGAACAACUCAGGCGAAAAUCUCUCACCUAAAAGCCAUAAUCAACCAAAUUAGACCAACGAACCACCAGGAAAUCAGGUUCCCAUUUAUUUGCAGAUCUGUUUUUGCUUCUAUUGGUAUUGGUUUUGUAUAUAUGGGUGGUUGUCUAGGAUGCUAUGAAAGGCCGACUUUGAAUCCCUUGGUGAAUGAGUCAACAAAACGACUAAAAAUUCAAGGUCAGACAGGCAAGAAAGCCAGCAUAUCAGAAAAUUUCUGGACCACUAGCACUUGCGAUAUGGAUAACAGUGCAGUGCAAUCACAGGGAAGCAUCUCAUCGAUCAGCACAAGCAACCAGACACUUGAUCUGCAUGGCAGUGUUGCAGCUGCUAAUGCCCCCCGUGAAUUUGUGAAUCAUGGCCUUCUUCUCUGGAAUCAAAUUCGGCAGCGCUGGGUGGGAAACAGGAAGUCUGAAAAUCGGAAGCGAGAGGUUCGAGAACCUAAACUAAAUUGGAAUGCAACUUACGAAAGUUUACUUGGAAGCAACAAGCCAUUCCCUCAGCCUAUUCCUCUCCCUGAAAUGAUAGAUUUCCUCGUGGAUGUGUGGGAGCAGGAAGGGCUGUAUGACUGAGAAACAACAGUACAAGUGCAUUUGAAAGGUGGUUAGAUAUCAAUAUCCAUCUGAUUUGUUGUAACAUUUGUAAUUGUUUUAAUAGGUAAAAAUGCAUUAGAGCAUAGCCUGGCGUGCAUAUCGACUGUAAAAAUUUCAGGGUCUUGCCUGCUUCUGUUUUUAUUUUCCUUCUCAAUUCAACUGGCCUUUUGGACCUUGCUAUUUUAUUUGCUCUGGAAUGAAAAUCCGGAAUAGAAAAAUACUUGCACCCUCUGGUUUUCAAGGCAGC